Messenger RNA from Verticillium nonalfalfae, 1266 nucleotides. RefSeq lists its product as uncharacterized. The record is from RefSeq and is a predicted model, not a curated record. NCBI's taxonomy places the organism in Eukaryota, Fungi, Ascomycota, Sordariomycetes, Glomerellales, Plectosphaerellaceae. The transcript is spliced from 3 exons. Bases 1 to 1266 code for a protein of 421 amino acids.
AUGGUUUCGACACUUUCUCUCCGCCAUGCCGUUGUGGCCGCACUUGCAUUUAACGGAUUGGCUAUCGCUCACUACGAAACCGGAAACGCAGGAACAGCCAUCAAAGAAAAGCGCCAGGUAGCGCCUCGGCAGCUCGACCAGCUUCUCGGUCUUCUUGAUGGCGCUGGUGCUGGCGGUGCCGCUGGUGCUGGCAACGGGGCCGGUGAUGGGGCUGCUGGUGGCAAGAAUAACGCUGGAGCUGGUGGCGCUCUUGACGGUCUUCUAGGUGGAGGUGCAGCCGGCAAGAAGAAUGAAGGAGCUGCAGGUGGGGCUCUCGAUGAUCUUCUAGGAGGCAAGGGAAAGCAAGGGAAAGCAGGUGCCGGUGGUGGUGGUGAAGCUGCUGCUCCAGGCGGGGCCGUCGGCGGCGGAGCUGCAAACAAUGGCACGGAGGUUCCGCCUGCCAAUGGUGGCAAAGGUCAAGGCAAAAACCAGGGCAAGAACCAGGGCAAAGGCCAGGGCAAAGGCCAGGGCAAGAAGAAUCAGGGCAAGGGUCAGGGAAAGAACCAGGGCAAAGGCCAGGGAAAGAAUCAAGGAAAGGGAAAGCAAGAUGGAGCAGGUAAGAACAACAAUGCUGGUGCCGGCGGCGCUGCCGCACCCGGGGAGGCUGCUGCGACAAACACGGCCGACUGUGGUGCCGCUGCUCCAUCGACACCCCCUGCCGCGGCCGAUGGCAACGGUAACGGCAACGGCAACAACGGCAACGGCAACAACAACAACGGCAACAAUGGCCAGGGGAAUGCUGGCGAGGGCAAUGCUGGUCAAGGAAAUGGCAACGCCGGUCAGAACAACGACAACAACAACGACAACGAUGCUGGUAACGAUGCUGGUAACGAUGCUGGUAACGAUGCUGGUAACGAUGCCGGCAAUGGUCAGGCUGGCGGCGCAGACGACACUGGUAAUGCAGGUAACGCCGGAGACGACAACGAUGGCGAGAAUGGCGCCGGCAAUGGAGCCGGCAAUGGCGCCGGCAAUGGAGCUGGCAAUGGCGCCGGCAAUGGAGCUGGCAAUGGCGCCGGCAAUGGAAAUGGUAAUGGAGCUGGCAAUGGGGAUGACAAUGGCGCCGGCAAUGGAGCUGGCAAUGGCGCCGGCAACGGAGCUGGCAACGGAGCUGGCAACGGUGCUGAUAACGGCAACGCUGGCAAUGACGAUGAGGAGGAUGGGCAGAACGACAAACGCCGGGUCCAAACCAUGCGGAGGCGUGGUGUUCUUGCCAACCUGCAUUGGUAA